GUUCUUUUCUUCAUUCGAUCGUUUGAUUGUUCGUUUUUUAUCCGUUUUUAUGCUUUUUUAUUUUUUUAAUUUUUUGGUGCUGUCUUUUUAAUAUCUUGAAAGUGUGGACAUUGAUUUCGUGAAAUAUUACAGAUAAGUUGUUUAAUCAUUUAUUUCGAAACGUCACGCGACGAACGCGAUGGUGGAAGUUUUGGUAGAACCGUGUGGUCAAGAAGCAAUAGUAUCAGAUAAAAGUUGUAAAAUAAACGAUAGCCCAAUGGAAUGUUUGACUGAAAGUGAUCGUUGUGAUUUGAUUUUGGAAAAAUCUUCACUCAGUCCUAUUCAAAACUUCUAUAAUGGACAAAGCAUUUUCGUUACUGGUGGCACCGGAUUUAUGGGCAAAAUUCUGAUAGAAAAGCUCCUCCGAGAAUGUCCUGGAAUUUCAUUUAUCUAUAUGUUAGUACGUCCGAAGAAAGGCAAAGAUAUGCAUCAACGUAUCGAAGAACUUUUUGAUGAUCCGCUAUUCAAUAAAUUAAAAGAAAAACAUCCAAAAUUUCGGUAUCAAAUAGUUGCGAUAGCCGGAGAUUGUGUUCAACCUGGUCUCGGGUUGUCUUCCGCGGAUAGACAAAUGAUAACGCGAGAAGUUUCUAUCGUUUUUCACGUUGCGGCUACGGUCAGAUUUGACGAGAAAAUGAAACUCGCUGUACCUAUUAAUGUUCGUAGUCCCAAAGAAAUGAUAGAUCUUUGCAAGGAAAUAUCAUAUUUAAAGUCAUUUGUUCAUGUAUCGACUGCAUAUGCCAAUUGCCCGCACGAUCUUAUCGAAGAAAAAAUAUAUGAAGCACCAAUGGAUGCACACAAAUUAGUAACAAUCAUUGAUUACAUGGAUGAUAAAUUGAUUGAAGAUAUUACUCCGAAAUUAUUAGGUGCAUGGCCGAAUACGUACACUUUCACAAAAGCAAUAGCAGAAAGUGUUAUUGUGAAAGAGGCCGGCGAAUUGCCUAUUGGAAUAUUUCGACCUGCUAUUGUAAUAUCAACAUAUCGAGAACCAGUACAAGGAUGGAUUGAUAAUCUAUACGGACCAACGGGUGUUGCAGCUGGAGCUGGUACCGGAAUUUUACGAUCGAUUCAUUGCGAUGGAUCUAUACAGGCCAACGUCGUUCCUGGAGAUUUAGCAGUAAAUGCUUUAAUAGUUUCCGCUUGGGAUGUAGCGGAUCGUCGAAAAUCUACAAUUAAUAAAAAAGAAAAAAACGAUAUACCGGUUUAUAAUUAUGUUUCAAACGAUAAUCCUAUAACAUAUGAUGAAUUGAAAAUUUUAUCUGAAAAAUAUGGACUUGAAUUUCCCACCAGUAGAGCUAUGUGGUAUUAUAGCUUUCGAAAUAACAAAUACAAGAUUAUUCAUUUGAUCUAUGUCUAUUUAUUACAUUUAUUGCCAGCACUUUUAGUCGACACAGUCAUGAUUUGUUUAGGAAAACAACCUAGGAUGUUAAAAGUUUAUAAAAAGAUACAUAAAUUUAUGAGUGUAAUUAAUUAUUUUACUGUCAAAGAAUGGAAAUUUGCAAAUGAUAAUGUUAAAGUGUUAAUAAAUAAACUGUCAGAGGAAGAUCGCGAAAAUUUUGCUUGUGAUAUUACUCAAGUUGAUUGGGAUCAUUAUUUUCGAACAUAUGUGCGAGGACUUCGUAUUUAUCUCAUAAAAGAUUCUUUAGACACUCUUCCACAAGCGCGCAUUAAAUGGCAAAGAUUAUACUGGAGUCAUCAAGUGUUAAAAUUAAUUCUUGCAUAUGGCUUGUUGCGAAUAUGUUGGUUAAUUAUAUCUUUUUUCUUUUGAAGUGAUAUAUGUUAAUUUGCAUAUUAAAUGUGUUUUAUACAUA
This is a messenger RNA of Apis laboriosa (Himalayan honeybee), 1847 nucleotides long. RefSeq names its product fatty acyl-CoA reductase wat-like. Gene Ontology annotation, cellular component: peroxisome. The record is from RefSeq and is a predicted model, not a curated record. Gene Ontology annotation, molecular function: alcohol-forming very long-chain fatty acyl-CoA reductase (NADP+) activity. Bases 179 to 1804 code for a protein of 541 amino acids. The transcript is spliced from 9 exons. Gene Ontology annotation, biological process: long-chain fatty-acyl-CoA metabolic process. Lineage: Eukaryota; Metazoa; Arthropoda; Insecta; Hymenoptera; Apidae.